This is a messenger RNA of Elgaria multicarinata webbii, 3341 nucleotides long. It is a transcript of the gene DDIT4L, whose product is annotated as DNA damage inducible transcript 4 like. Gene Ontology annotation, cellular component: cytoplasm. Gene Ontology annotation, biological process: negative regulation of signal transduction. The record is from RefSeq and is a predicted model, not a curated record. Bases 72 to 644 code for a protein of 190 amino acids. Lineage: Eukaryota; Metazoa; Chordata; Lepidosauria; Squamata; Anguidae. The transcript is spliced from 3 exons.
AUGCACUUUACACUUUAAGCAGCAAACCAAGAAAAGUCUAUUGACAUUGAUAGCAAGGACCGUUCUUCGGGAUGGUUGCAACUGGCGGCUUAAACAAUAAAAACUCUGCAUGUAUCUCCAAACUGAUUCAGCAACGUUUUCAACAUGCAGCUAUAACUGACUUUGACUACUGGGAUUAUGUAGUGCCUGAACCCAACUUUAAUGAGAUGGUGUUUGAGGAACGGACAUGUCAGAGUUUAGUUCGAAUGCUGGAGAGCUGCCUGUCUAAAUCAAAGCAGACAAGACUACAUUGUUCAAGAGUUCUAGUCCCUGAGAAACUCACCAGGAGGAUAGCCCAAGACAUCUUGCGUCUCGCUUCCACCGAGCCUUGUGGUUUAAGGGGCUGCGUCAUUCAUGUCAACUUGGAAACUGGAAAUGUAUGUAAAAAGGUGGAUAAGAUUGUCUAUGACCCUACUGUUGUUCCUACUUUCGAACUGACACUGGUGUUCAAGCAAGACAGUUGUUCAUGGCCCAGUUUCAGGGAUUUCUUCCCCAGAGCUUGCUUUGCUUCUGGCAGUAAAUGUACCCUGAUCCUGAGUCCUGGGUUUAGGCUAAUUAAGAAAAAAUUAUACUCCUUGAUUGGGACAGUUGUUGAAGAAUGCUAAAAGGUUUAUUUUUAAAACAAACAAAGAAAUAAACCCAGUUUUAAUAACUGAGCCUAAAGCCCUUAGAAAUAUGACUUUGAUUUUUUUAAGAUGCCACUGAUUAUUUGCACAAUAUCCAUCCAUCUCCCUAGUCCAGCAAAAUCUCAGUGCUGCUAGCUGGUACUAGGCAGAAUAAGGAGGAGCACAGCUACUGAUACUUGAAACAUUCCUUGAUUAGCAUCAGCUUGAAAAGUCAGUUAAAUGCCUAACGGCUGCUCAUUUCUUUCAUUUUUUUUCUUUAAAGCAAAUUUCUCUACAUUUGGCUACUCUUAAACUUCUUUAUGAAGAACUAGGGGAGGAUCACCCUAAGUGUUCAAGGAACAAACAGUUGACAAAGUAUCCCUUUGACUGUAUUUGCAAAGUUAUGAGAAGGAUGCUUCCAGAAGUUGCUUGUAGCAUCAAAUACAGAGGGAAAGGAUUGGAAAGGGAUACUAGCUAAUGUAAGAGUUUGAAGCUACUAUUGCUUUAUUAUCAGAGCUAAUACUGCUAGACUUCUAAAUUGGCAACAAUUGGCAUAUUCAGCCUUUCCAAACUUUGGUGCUCUCCAAAUGUGUUGGACUGCAACUCGUCAUAAUCCAUUGGCCAUGCUGUCUGAGAUUUGGCCAUGCUGUCUGGGAAUUAUGGGAGUUGCAGUCCAACACAUCUGAUGGACACUGGAUUAGGGAAGUCUGGCAUAGGUCUUGGGUGGAAUGCGGGUGCCUUACACACUUCUCAGAUUGCCUUCCAGAUGAAAGAUUUGCCAUAGACUGGUUUGCCCAACAUGUCGUGAACAUAGGCCUCUUUAGAGUCUGGAAAUGAAUUGAAGUCUAUAAAAUGCUUAAAGUGGUUUGGGGCACUCAGUGUUGAGUUAUUUGUGUUCUGUUUAGUAGAACAAAUACUGGUGGUACUCCUAGAAAUACUUGACCUGCCUGAAAUCCACUUUGGAAAUCAAGGAUCUUGCUCUAUUAUGGGCUUGCUUCCCAUCCUGGCCAAAGGAACAAUUAAUACAAUUGCUUCUCUUGGACUUCUUUUCAAUGCUGGUGGUCUCUAAAAUGAUUGUAGGUGAAAUGAUUGUCUGAAAUUUGCAUAUCCAGUUCAUUUGAUGCAGUCCUGCAAAUGGUGCUGGAGACACUGGAUAUUCAGAAAGCUGCUUCGCCACAGGCUCAGAGAAACACUUUGUGGGUGCGGAGUGGGAGGGAUUAAAAUCUGGUCAUGAAAAGGGAACCAAUGAAAUCCUCACUGUUCCAUUCCCUCUUAGUGUUCCUUGAUUGAGCAAUGGAAAACCUUCACAGAUUUGAACAUCCAAAUCUUUGCUGGCUUUUCCUCCAGCCACCCAUCCGGCUUUUCCUCCAGCCACACUGCAAACAUAGGUCGAUAGGCAUGCAAAAUUUUCCAUAAUGCAAGAAGCACAGCCUGUGUGGUUCUUGGUACCAUCUUACCCCCAGUUUUUUUUUAAGGGGCACUUUCACAUGCUCCCCAUUUCAGCAUGAUUGGGAGAAAGUUCCUUAUUAAUACACCCUACAGAAGGCUUCUUUCCCUUCAGUCAUGAAGAUGGAGGUCCCCUUUUCAGCUUAGUCACUCCAAAUUUUCAUCUGCUUCUCUUACCUUGAUUUCAGUCCUUCUAUUUAGUUGGCAUCUGUUGCCAUUUUAGAACAGUUUUAGGGACAGGCCAAACCCCUAGCAAGUGGACAAGAGUAGCCAGUGUCCAAACAAGAUGUUAUGUUGAAUGUCUUUUUAAAUGCCUCUUGGAUCUAGAGUCCUAUACUUCACCAGACUAAGAUCCAAGCUCCACAUGCUGUUAGGUUCAGAUGUGUAAUGAUAACAAAGAUCUCUUCUGAAAGAACAGAAGUUACAAUAAGUGUCCUUUCUCCAGAAGAGCAUCUCUUAGGGGACCAGAUCCUAAACCAUACAUAAUAUUAGUGGAGAAAUGAGGACCCAGAGAAGAGGCUGUUGCAAUGAGAACUCUGUUGUCUAAUGCCACAGGCUUUGCGUUUUAUCCACAUGUAUCUUGCCCUGUAUCCCCCCACCAAAAAAAAGGGUGGUGGGAGUGGGACUCCUUGAAGUUUCUGCAGGUGACACUCCUGAUUUCCUUCUGAUGUCUUUAUUGGGGAUAAACUGAUACAUACAUGGAAGAUGCUUCAGACCUAUUGAUCUUAUUGCAACUACUUGGGUUACUCUGGUAUAAUGUAUACGAGACAAGAAAAAUAGCAGAGUGCAGCCCAAAACAAAUGAAUGCAGGAGAUCACAUAGAGAUGUAUGUCUAUGUUACCUAUUACAUUGCAGAAGACUAAAUUAUAUGGCUGACGUUAGAAUACAAAUUCUCAAACUUCUGUAUGCCCAGCCACUGAACCUCUGUCUUGUUGUUAUAGGACCAUUGUAAACUGGUGCACUUAUUGGGUUAUAUCCAAUGUUAGUCCUAUGCAAAGUAGAUCCAUUUAAACAAAUGGGACUCAAGUGUGACUGACAUUGGAUACAACCUAAUGCUUUUAAACUUUUGAUCUGAUCGCCUUUGUAUGGGUGUGUGGGUUUGUUUGGAUUUGCACUAAUUAGACUUCUUUACUGUUUUGAAGUUCUGAAAUGUUGUUUCUUGUGUUACCUUGUUGCUAUUUUGGCAUUGAUCUUAAAUGUGAUUCCUAUGUAAGCCUGUCUAUAAAUAAAGAUAUAUUUUUAAUUCUCAAA